UGGCCGCGCUGUGCGGGAACGCCAUGCCCCGAGAGCCGACUGUUCAGUGUGAGCCUGAACCCGGGCCAUCUCCAGAGUGGUUUGUCAAACACAAUCUGACCCCAGGAGACUUGAGGGACCUCCAAGUAAAACUUGUUAAAACCAGUUUUGGAGGGGAGGACUAUUCCAUUGUGAUGAAUGUGAGCUGGAUCCUGCGGGCAGAUGCCAGCAUCUGCUCUUUGAAGGCCACCAAGAUCUGCGUGACAGGCAAAAGCAACUUCCAUUCCUACAGCUGCGUGAGGUGCGAUUACACAGAGGCCUUCCGGAGUCAGACCAGACCCUCUGGGGGCAAAUGGGCAUUCUUCUACGCAGGCUUUCCCGUGGAGCUGAACACACACUACUUCAUCGGGGCCCAUAAUAUCCCCAAUGCAAAUAUGAAUGAAGAUGGCCCUUCCAUGUCUGUGAACUUCACCUCACCGGGCUGCUCAGACCACAUAAUGAAGUACCAAAAAAAGUGCAUCGAGGCAGGAAGUCUGUGGGAUCCAAACAUCACAGCUUGUAAGAAGAACGAGGAGGAGGUGGAAGUGAGUUUUACUCCUCACUCACCCGGAAAGAGAUACAUGGUUCUCAUCCUACAGGACACCAUCAUUGGGGAUACUAUGCUGGAGCUGCAGCAAGACACACUAACGCGGACCUCCACAGUGAUCUCGGUGACCGGGGAGAGCGAAGGGGCUGUGGUCCAGCUGACCCCCUACUUCCCCACUUGUGGCAACGACUGCAUCCGCCGCAGAGGUGCUGUCCUGCUCUGCCCACCCACAACCGCCCACCCUGCUCCAGGCAGCAACAGAAGCGUGCUUGGAGACUGGCUGUCUCUCCUCCUCCUGUCUCUGCUGGCGGCCGUGUGGGUGUUGGCGGUUGGGGUCUACCUAAUGUGGAGGCACGAACGGAUCAAGAAGGCGUCCUUUCCUUCUCCCACCCUGCUGCCCUCCAUCAGGGUCCUGGUGGUUUACCCACCUGAGGUGUGUUUCCUUCACACCAUUUGUCCCUUCACUGAAUUCCUCCAAAACCACUGCAGAAGUGAGGUCAUCCUUGAAAAGUGGCAGAGAAAGAAGAUCGCCGACAUGGGCCCGGUGCAGUGGCUCACCGCUCAGAAGCAAGCAGCGGACAGAGUCAUCUUCCUUCUUUCCAAUGAGGCCAGCGCCGUGUGUGAGGGCCCCUGCGGCAAGAGCGAGGGCAGCCCUGGUGAGAACUCUCAAGACCUGUUCCCCCUCGCCUUUAACCUUUUCUGCAGUGACCUAAGAAGCCAGGCUCAGCUGCACAAAUACAUGGUGGUCUACUUCAGAGAGGCUGACCCCCAAGACGACCACAGCGCACUCAGCGUCUGCCCCCAGUACCGCCUCAUGGAGGACGCCACUGCUUUCUGCAAGGGACUUCAUGUCAAGCAGCCUGUGUCAGCAGGGCGAAGGUCACCAGCCUGCCACAGCAGCUGCUGCUCCUUGUAGCCCACUCAAGAGAAGCAAGAGACCUUGAAGCCUUCCUGCCCCUCCUUCCAGGAGGACAAGCACGUGGGAUGACCCUGCAGUAUAUGGGUCCUCGUAGGGAGGGUGACGAGCACACCACUUGAGCAAUGGGAACUGAGCGUACAUACCUUAGUCUGGUAAUCAGACUUUUAGGCCGGUAAAAUUGUUACAGGGCCAGCCCUGUAGCCCAAUGGUCCAGUGCUGUACGGAGGAAACUGGAUCCCACAGGACUGAACAGAUUAAAGUCUUGGUCCUGAGGGCACAGAAGACUGCCAGCUUGUGUGUGCCCAGGAUCCUAACAGGAGAGUUGGUGGAAAAAGGACCAUGGCCUGACUAGGCCCCAUUGGGGGAUAUUUCUAAUUUCUUGCUUUCAUGCCUUCUGACAUUAUAUAUAUAUGUGUG
Messenger RNA from Tupaia belangeri chinensis (Chinese tree shrew), 1901 nucleotides. RefSeq names its product interleukin 17 receptor B (gene IL17RB). Gene Ontology annotation, molecular function: interleukin-17 receptor activity. The coding region runs from base 24 to 1481 and encodes 485 amino acids. The transcript is spliced from 11 exons. NCBI's taxonomy places the organism in Eukaryota, Metazoa, Chordata, Mammalia, Scandentia, Tupaiidae. The record is from RefSeq and is a predicted model, not a curated record.